Molecule: messenger RNA, 1219 nt
Organism: Wasmannia auropunctata (little fire ant)
Lineage: Eukaryota; Metazoa; Arthropoda; Insecta; Hymenoptera; Formicidae
Exons: 5
Coding region: 378-1088 (236 amino acids)
Source: RefSeq, a predicted model, not a curated record
AGUAAAAAUUAUAAACUUUCUAGUGCAAACCUCGUGUAAAUUGACCGGGAAAUUUAACGCGUACUACGCGUAGUCGGUUAUUAAAUCACGCGAGGUUAGCCGCUUCGAGAAGGUUGGAAGGUAUCGAAAAAAGUGGCAAAGUUAUUAAGGUGAGAUGGGUGAGAUCGUUAUAUAGACGUUAUGUUGUGUUUCUGCAGUUGAACGGACACCGCGAGCGUAAAUUGCGGGCAAUAACAGGAACCGUAUGUAGGACGCGACAAUAAAUAGCCGAACGCUCGCGAUCGGCGUGCGUCACGAUCAGCUGAUCGCGAGUAUCGCGAGUCGCGACACGAACGAACGUCCUUGCUUGCUCAGGAUCGGGUGGGCCAGGGUGAACCAUGGCGCGCAAGGACGCUUCCCCUUCGACCUUCGAACGACUGCAGGGCCUCAUGGAGGACGAGAUGGGACCGGGAAAGCUCAUCACCUACGGGAUCGCCAGCGCCGGCCUGUUCGCAGCCCUGUACAAAAUUAGACCCUUCGCCAGGUUCAGGAAACCGUCCGACGUCCCGUUGCACUUCCUGCAAACGCGGGUCCCGCUCCAGGGCACCGUGCGGCGCGUAGAACCGAGCUCCGCUAGGGUUCUGCUGAUGGUCGAUCACCAGCCCUUGCUGCCCUUUCCCCACUUCAACGGCAGGGCUUACUUGCCCGUCAAGAUCGGUGGCGUCGACAUCACGGGCAACGGCGUAAGUUGGCUGCAAACCGUGCUCAAUGGAAAGCCCGUGACCUUCGUGCCUAUAGUCAAAGAGAGGGAGUAUUUGGAGUGCGUGGUUACGAUGUCGCAGAAGGAUCAAAAUUCGUUAGAGGUCGGCGAGGAACUAGUCAAAUUAGGCCUAGCUACGGUACAUGAACCUUGGGUGAAGCUGAAGGACAAGCAAGUUCUAGCGUACAAGAAGUCCUUGGCAGACGCGCAGAAGUGGGCAGUACGUAGGAGAAACGGAUAUUGGCAUUUUGUCAAACAGCCGACGGUACUGUGGAAGGCACAGAUGUUCAUGAUCGACAAGAUGAAAUCACUGUUGCCCGCCAUCGUAGUGAGACGGCUCGACCUGUAAGUGUGUUCGGCUUGUUUUAAUAAUUAUAAACGACAGAAUGUUUUGUAUAUUUUUUGACAGUUGUACAAAAGAGAGAAUGUGCAUAUAUUAUGUACUUAAGAAUUUUUUAAAUAAAGUUUUCGUAAAAGUUA